AUGCGGCUGCGGCUCCUAGCGCUGGCGGCGGCUAUACUGCUGGGACUGGUCCCAGAGAUAUGUGGCGCUCUCAAUGUCACCGUGUCCCCAGGACCUGUGGUGGACUACUUGGAAGGGGAAAAUGCCACUCUCCUCUGCCACGUCUCCCAGAAGAGACGGAAGGACAGCCUGCUGGCCGUGCGCUGGUUCUUCGCCCCCGAUGGCUCUCAGGAGGCCUUGAUGGUAAAGAUGACGAAGCUUCGGGUGAUCCAGUACUAUGGGAACUUCAGCCGCAUUGCCAACCAACAGAGGCUGCGCCUGCUCGAGGAGCGUCGAGGGGUGCUGUACAAACUGUCUGUCCUGAUGCUCCGGCCGGCGGAUCAAGGGCAGUAUGUCUGCAAAGUGCAAGAAAUCAGCAAACUCCGGAACAAGUGGACAGCCUGGUCCAAUGGCUCCUCGGCCACAGAAAUGAGAGUGAUCUCCCUCAAGGCUGAUGAAGAUUCAUCGUUUGAGAAAAAGAAGGUGACUUGGGCUUUUUUUGAAGAUCUCUAUGUGUACGCUGUCCUUGUGUGCUGCGUGGGGAUCCUCAGCGUUCUGCUCUUCACCCUGGUCAUUGCCUGGCAGUCUGUGUUUCACAAGAGGAAAUCAAGAGUGAGACAUUAUUUGGUGAAAUGCCCCCAGAACAGCUCAGGAGAGACUGUCACCAGUGUGACCAGCUUAUCCCCACUGCAGCCACAGAAGGGUAGGAGGCAUAAGAAGAAGGCAGAUGUUCCACCUGCGGUCCCUGCCAAAGCACCGAUAGCCACCACUUUCCACAAACCAAAGCUGCUGAAACCACAGAGGAAAGUCGCCCUGCCCAAGAUCACCGAGGAAAACUUGACCUACGCCGAGCUGGAGCUGAUCAAACCACACCAGGCUGCCAAAGGCGUCCCCACCAGCACCGUGUAUGCACAGAUCCUCUUCGAGGAGAACCAGCUGUAGUGAUGGCUUCCUCUCAGGCUGUCACCUGCGCUCCCAGUUAUUUAUGACACUCAGAAACAACGCCCCAGUUUUGUAUUUUCACCUGUGCCUUCAAUGUGAUGGGGAAGCCUCUCCUGGCAGCAUUCUGAUGUCUUCUAAGAGGUACACACUUCCCAGAAGAGAAGGGACCAGCCAGCCCUUGGCCAUGUCUCUGGCCUGAUCCUGAGUGCAAGGACUCUGCUUCUGAGAGCAUCUGCUGAGCCAAUCGUAUCACCCUCUCCUCUUCCUGAGCCUUAAAGUUUUAGGAGGGAAAUUAAAUCUUGAUUCUAAUCUGCCACUCUUGCUCUGUCUAAGACAUCAAGCGCCCAGUUUAUAGCCACAGGAAAUGCCUGCAAAGGUCACAGAGAAAGGUGGGAUGUACAGACUUACUAGUUCUCUGAGGCUCUGGGACACCCAGGGAGCAGCAAGUCACUGGUGGUGAUGGCAGCAGCUACUCAUGAUGGUAUCCAUUGUUUUUAAUGAUGCUCUGAAGCUGGCCAUGUGAGGGCAGGGGUGCUGAUGGUCGAAAGCCUGAGGUCUGACUCAGAAAAUUCUGGUGCCUAUGUCUUUAGACCCAUAGUCCACCAGGGCUGUGGAGCUACAAGAACAGCAUUGUAAAGUGUUUGUCCCCCUUUGGCAGAACGGACCUAGACUCCUAGGAAGACAUCGUUCUCUCUUUUCCUAAGACUCGAGUACCGUUCCAGUGGGUGCAUCACGUAAGUGAGCAAAGUGUGCCGAGCUCGGUCAGCUCCCAUUCCAGAGAGAGCAGAGCCUUUCGCCAUUCCCUCAGCAUAGAAAUGAAAGGACAAGCCACACUGAGGAAACUAUGUCCAGGAGGAACCAACUCUUGGCAAGUGCUUUGGCCAUCUCAGCCUUGGAUGAGAACCAUGAUGGCCUUAGGUGGCUGUCAGGGGACCUUGGGACAUAAGUCCAUGGGGGAAGUUGCUCUGUGGACCUAAACAAUGUACAAAAAUGUCAGACUUAAUAGAAGUAAGAGAGUCACCUUGGUUUCCAAAGUGCUAUUAAGGAUGCUUCCUGAUGUAUGUGUACUCCGGUGGCCCCUUACCAUACUCUAUAAACAUUGUUUGGCCUGUAAUUUUACAAUGUACAUAUGAUAAAUUAUCUAUUUUAAACACA
This is a messenger RNA of Rattus rattus (black rat), 2115 nucleotides long. It is a transcript of the gene Vstm4, whose product is annotated as V-set and transmembrane domain containing 4. The transcript is spliced from 8 exons. Bases 1 to 960 code for a protein of 319 amino acids. Lineage: Eukaryota; Metazoa; Chordata; Mammalia; Rodentia; Muridae. The record is from RefSeq and is a predicted model, not a curated record.